CCGUUAUAUUCUUAAUUGUAUAGCGAAACAUUCAUGUCGAUAAAAUCCACGCACUAGUUCAGUUAGAUGAAACUUUGAUGUUUUCUUCUUUCUAUACAUACUAUAGAGGAUAAGAACUUUUCAUUUCAACUUGUGAAAAUGAAGGCCAUAUUGUGGGUAUAAGAGGAGUGGAUGAAGACAUCGUUAAAUGAUCGAUUGUUUUCAUAUGUGUAGACAGGCUUUCACCGGCAUUAGUUCCAGUACAUUAUUGUUGUGAUCCAAUGUUGUUGUUACCUUGUUUUCAUCAAUUCAAGUGGAAAUGAUCUUUUCUAGGAUUAUCCACAGAGGUCGCUCAUACUCGUUUUCAGUCGACUACCUACUCCAUAUCAUUUUCAUUCAAUGAAGCUGAGGAAAAUAUUUCGACCAAUAGAACUCUCAAGUCUACUCUGUACCUUUCUGCUUUUAUUCAGAACAUUUUAUUUUUAUUCAAAGAAGUUUAGUUUACAGAAAAUUUACCUCACGUCAGCCAAAAUUGUUUUCUUUUCAUAGGAAAAAGAAUAGUAUUUCCUAUGAUUUCAAUAGAAACUGAUUAAAUGAAACUUCUGAUGUAGAACAAUAUUAAUUGUUAUCGUAAAGCUUCAAUUUAUUUUGUUUGAGACUCGACUAGGUCUGUUAUAAUUGAUCCUCGAAAUCUCGAUGCACUAAUUUGCUUUUCUUUUUUCGUGCAUGUUUAUCACUAUUUUUCAUUUUGUUAUUUUUAAGAUCGAAAAUGAACGAAUAAAUUCGAAUUGCUUUGGCAUUUGCGAAAGAACAAUAUCGGAAUGGCUUAGGUCUUAGAAAGGAAGUACGACGAGCUGAACGUCAACAAGGUGAGUUUAAAUUAAUUGAUCAAUAUAUCCAUCACCACCAGUUCAAGAUUCAAGACGUGAGGCGAAAGAGGAAGGUCAGCAACAAACACCAGUAACACCUUCAAUUACACAUGAAGAGUAUCUUAAGCCGAAUCACAAGAUUAUUCGUAAUGACGUGCUUGAUGUUGAAAACGAUUCAGUAGAAGAUGAUAAUACCUUAGAGUAUUAUUCACAAGAUAUUGAGAGUGAUUUGAAUGCAAAUGUGUUCCAUAAUGCUUAUGAUAUUAUUAACACACAAAAUACACCAUCUGUUCAAUAG
Didymodactylos carnosus is the source of this 1146-nucleotide messenger RNA. Lineage: Eukaryota; Metazoa; Rotifera; Eurotatoria; Philodinida; Philodinidae. The record is from the annotation of a GenBank genome assembly.